Molecule: messenger RNA, 1329 nt
Organism: Colletotrichum graminicola M1.001
Lineage: Eukaryota; Fungi; Ascomycota; Sordariomycetes; Glomerellales; Glomerellaceae
Product: threonyl and Alanyl tRNA synthetase second additional domain-containing protein
Exons: 3
Coding region: 1-1329 (442 amino acids)
Biological process (GO): regulation of translational fidelity; tRNA aminoacylation
Molecular function (GO): aminoacyl-tRNA ligase activity; ATP binding; Ser-tRNA(Ala) deacylase activity
Source: RefSeq, a predicted model, not a curated record
AUGGCUGUCACCGAAUCAACAAGGGCCCAGGUUGUGGGGGCUCUGGCCUGUCAACGUAGCUCCUAUCUACGGACACUAGAGGCCGAGGUCAUCUCGUGUGAGAAACGGCCCCCUUCAACGGCCAGAAAGAAUGGCAAUAAGGACAAGUCCGCGGGCGAUGCUGUUAAUGGAGACACCUCCGAAACUUGGCUGAUUGAGUUUGCCGACUCGGUCCUUUUUCCUGAAGGCGGCGGACAACCAUCCGACCAUGGAACCAUCACUCCGUUAUCGAACCCAGGGGCGACUCCUAUCCUGAUUGAAUUCGUUGAACGUGUUGGGCUACGCUGCGUUUACCACUCACCUCAGCCCCUGGUACCUGGCGAAACAGUCCGCCAGGAGGUCGACUUCCAGCGUAGGUGGGAUCACAUGCAGCAGCACACCGGCCAGCACCUCCUCUCCGCCGUGAUGAACACCUACGACGACCUGAAUACCCUCGGAUGGGGUAUGGGGAAAAGCGGAGCUAUGAACUACGUCGAUCUGCCCCGCAAACCCUCCGAGGCCGAACUGCAGGCUAUCCAAGCCCGGUGUAACGACAUCAUCCGCUCGAGCGCGCCCAUCACCGUCGAGACGCCGGACGAUGCCAAGACUCACAAGAUGCCGGAAGACUACGACCAGGCCAAGGGGGUUGUGCGAGUAAUCCGCAUUGGGGAAAUUGACCGCAACACGUGUUGUGGAACCCAUCUCUCACAGACCUCGCACAUCUCGCUCAUUCUUGUCCAUCACGGAGAGCCGGUCCACGGCAAGAACUUCCGCCUCUACUUCUCGGCGGGCGACAGAGCCAUCAACCUCGCCGCGUCCUCCAUCAGCGCGAUGGGCACCAUCUCCAAGCUGCUGUCCAGCAAGAACACCGCGGACGAGGUGGUCCAGAGCGUCAAGGCCGUGCAGGCCUCGGCCGCGGAUCUAAAGAAGAGGGAGAAGAAGUUGCUCUCCGACAUUGCCGAGUUCGAAGCAGAGGCAGUCAAGGCCAGGCUGCAGACCAGCAAGAGCGUGUGGAUCCACCGCGCCGACGGCAACGCCGACUUUGUAAAAUGGGUCGCGGCCAGCAUCAAAGACGCCGUCAUGGCGUGUGGCGGUGUGGCUGUCGUGGCGACUGGCGAAGAGAAGAAGAGCGGGCAGCUCGUCGUGCUCGGAGAGAAGAGCAGCGUAGAUGCGGUGGUGCCGAAGAUAAAGGACAUCGUCACGGGGGUGAAGGGAGGCGGCGCUGGAGAUAAGUGGCAGGGCAAGGUUGGUGCGUGGGACAAGGAUAGCCUGGAGACACUUAGAAAGCUAGUCGAAGGCUCCAGUGCUUAA